UCCAAAUUCUUCAAAAACAACAUUAAUUUAAAACCAUACAAAAAUUUCGAAUCUAUGGCUAAAUCCAUGAUUUCGGUCAUUUUUAUUUGCGCCAUGUUGAUGAGCCUGGCUUCUUUAGGCCAUGGAGCAAUCACUUGUAAUUUUGUUAACACUCAACUUCGUCCAUGCAAGGACUAUGUCCUGAACGCACAAACUAUCGAUUUCACUUGCUGUAUCGGCGCGAAAAACGUUGCCGGAGAUGCUACAACGCCGGCGGAUCAUCAGGCCGUUUGUUCCUGCUUGAAACCCUUUCUUUCGUCGCUAACCUUUGAACAGCUCAAGGUUGCUGCUGCCAUUCCUGGUAUUUGUGAUGUCCAAGCCCCAUUCCCUAUUACUCGUGAUGUCGAUUGCUCAAAGGUGAACUUAGUUUAAUGGCUUGAAGGCAAGGAGGGAUUUCAGUGGAUUAAAGGCUAUUUACAUCAAUCAAUUGCGAUACUGUGUCUUCAAUUGUACUUAUAAUUUAAAAGUAGGAUUCAGUCUUGUUAGGGAACACCAUCGAUCCGUAGCGCCCAAUGUUGGUUCACAGUGAUGUAAUCAAAAGUGAUACGGGGAAGAAAUAAAGAAG
This is a messenger RNA of Oldenlandia corymbosa var. corymbosa, 604 nucleotides long. The record is from the annotation of a GenBank genome assembly. Lineage: Eukaryota; Viridiplantae; Streptophyta; Magnoliopsida; Gentianales; Rubiaceae.